UCCAUGACCCAAACCAAAUAAAUCCCUCCCCUCCCUCUCGUUCCCCAAAGCAAGAAGUGCUUGCUAGCUAUUAGCCUCUGACCCCAAGGUCCACAACACACCAAACAUGAAAAACAUGUCAGCCUCUCGAGCACUACUUCUCUUGGUGGUGGCGAUGCUACUACAUCUUGUAACAUGUACCACCACCACCACCACCACCACCACCACAUCGACCGCCACCACUCAUCAUAACACCAUCACCAAAGCCAAAACCAAAACUAGUUCGUACCCUGAUUUUCAAUUAUUGAACGUGAAACAAGCAAUAACAGAAACAAAGAUUAGGCCUCUAAAACCAUCCCUGUAUCAAGAACUAUCCAUGAAUAUUCCAAACGAUAGUGGAAGUGAGGGAAAGCAGAAACUGAAACUUGUCCACAGAGACAAGGUAUCCUUCAACAACAAGUUUCACAAUCAUAGCCACGUUUUUCAUGCACGCAUGCAAAGAGACGUGAAGAGGGUGGUUAGCCUUAUCCGCCGCGUUUCAAGUGGCAGUACCGCCAGCUAUGGGGUGGAGGAUUUUGGGUCGGAGGUGGUGUCAGGCAUGGACCAAGGUAGUGGGGAAUAUUUUGUUAGAAUAGGAGUUGGAAGUCCACCAAGAAGUCAAUACAUGGUCAUUGAUUCAGGUAGUGAUAUUGUAUGGGUUCAAUGUAAACCUUGCACCCAAUGUUAUCAUCAAACCGACCCGCUGUUUGACCCGGCGGACUCAGCUUCUUUUAUGGGGGUGUCUUGUAGCUCUGCGGUUUGUGACCAGGUUGAUAAUGCGGGUUGUAAUUCGGGUCGAUGUCGCUACGAGGUGUCAUAUGGUGAUGGGUCGUCCACAAAAGGGACUCUUGCCCUCGAAACACUUACAUUGGGAAGAACCGUGGUUCAAAAUGUGGCUAUCGGAUGCGGGCAUAUGAACCAAGGCAUGUUUGUUGGUGCUGCCGGGUUACUGGGUCUUGGAGGAGGAUCCAUGUCAUUUGUGGGUCAAUUGAGUAGGGAAAGGGGGAAUGCAUUUAGUUAUUGUUUAGUGAGUAGGGUGACUAAUUCAAAUGGAUUUCUGGAAUUCGGGUCUGAAGCAAUGCCCGUGGGAGCUGCCUGGAUUCCUUUGAUCCGAAACCCACAUUCACCGAGCUAUUACUAUAUCGGGCUUUCAGGUCUUGGAGUUGGAGAUAUGAAGGUGCCAAUAUCAGAAGACAUAUUCGAAUUAACCGAGCUGGGAAAUGGAGGUGUUGUUAUGGACACCGGGACGGCUGUGACUCGGUUUCCUACGGUGGCUUACGAGGCAUUUCGUGAUGCUUUCAUAGACCAAACCGGAAACCUCCCCCGGGCUUCUGGAGUAUCCAUAUUUGAUACUUGUUAUAACUUAUUCGGGUUUUUGUCGGUCCGGGUACCAACCGUCUCAUUUUACUUCUCAGGUGGGCCAAUUCUAACCCUUCCAGCAAAUAACUUUUUAAUCCCAGUAGACGAUGCAGGGACCUUUUGUUUUGCAUUUGCUCCUUCCCCUUCAGGACUUUCCAUCCUCGGAAACAUUCAACAAGAAGGGAUUCAAAUCUCCGUCGAUGGAGCUAAUGAGUUUGUAGGUUUUGGCCCCAAUGUUUGCUGAGUAGGAAUUUUGCUAGUCUUUAACUAGUUACAAAAAUAUUUGUUAUAUGUUCGUAGUAUUAAUUAGUACACACAUCUGGAUAUAUGUAUUAAUAUCCUGUGAUAUUUGUCCUAUUAGUAGAGCAGUAUUAUGUAUACGCUGUGCUUUUCUCCCUGUCAAGCGUGCGUGUACAUGAUUCAAUAAAGAUUAAGCAAAAGAGUGUUUACUAGUCA
Populus trichocarpa (black cottonwood) is the source of this 1833-nucleotide messenger RNA. Its product is annotated as protein ASPARTIC PROTEASE IN GUARD CELL 2. The record is from RefSeq and is a predicted model, not a curated record. NCBI's taxonomy places the organism in Eukaryota, Viridiplantae, Streptophyta, Magnoliopsida, Malpighiales, Salicaceae. Bases 107 to 1621 code for a protein of 504 amino acids. The transcript has a single exon. Gene Ontology annotation, molecular function: aspartic-type endopeptidase activity. Gene Ontology annotation, biological process: proteolysis.